Molecule: messenger RNA, 2142 nt
Organism: Notechis scutatus (mainland tiger snake)
Lineage: Eukaryota; Metazoa; Chordata; Lepidosauria; Squamata; Elapidae
Source: RefSeq, a predicted model, not a curated record
AUGCAAGCCGUCCAAGACAUUAUUGAUCUCUACUUGGAACAUCAUAUCCUAGUGCCCACUGAGUCACCCUGGAAUACCCCAAUAUUGCCCAUCCCAAAAGGGGAUGGCCGUUUCCGCCCGGUUCAGGAUUUGAGGCCCGUUAAUUUGGCCACAGUAAUCAUCCAUCCGGUAGUCCCAAACCCCUAUGCAAUAUUGGGCUUUAUUCCCCAGGCUGCCCAGUGGUUUUCGGUCAUAGAUUUGAAGGAUGCCUUCUUCACUAUACCCAUACAUGAAAAUAGCCAACAUCUCUUUGCUUUUGAGUGGGAAAACCCCACCACGGGUUGGAAACAACAGUACACUUGGACUAGGCUGCCUCAAGGAUUUAAGAAUUCACCAACUCUCUUUGGUGCUGCAUUGGCGAAAGACCUCAAGGCUUUACACAUACCGCCCCCUGAUGUAGUGCUGCAGUAUGUAGACGACCUAUUGGUUACUGGGCAUACAGAAGAAGUUUGCUGGAACAAUACACAUGCCCUUCUGUCCCUUUUGCAAAGUCUAGGAUACAAAGCCUCUAGGAAGAAGGCACAGUUAGUUUUGCAAUCAGUUAGAUAUCUGGGCUAUGAUAUAGAACAAGGGAAGCGCACGUUGGGCCAUGAACGCAAGGAAGCUAUCUGUCAGCUCCCCACUCCUACGAAUAGGAGGGCCCUGAGGGGCUUUCUGGGUGCAGCUGGGGUUUGCCGCAUAUGGAUCCCCAACUUCAGCCUUAUUGCCAAACCCCUGUAUGAGGCUACUAAAGGUGCCAAUAGAGACCCCCUACAAUGGAAUGCAGAGGAGGAAGCUAGCUUCUGCCUGCUUAAACACACUUUGCUACAGGCCCCGAGCUUAGGUCUCCCAGACUUGGAGAAACCAUUCCAAUUGUUUGUGGACACUAAGCAAAAUGUGGCGGUGGGAGUCCUUACCCAGGUCAUGGGGACAUGGCACCGCCCUGUGGCGUAUCUGUCAAAACAACUUGAUAACGUUGCUAAGGGAUGGCCUGCUUGCCUUAAGGCAGUUGCUGGGACUGCCAUCUUGACACAGGAGACCUGCAAACUAACCUUUGGCCAACAAUUGGACAUCUAUAUCCCCCAUGCCCUUAAAUCAGUGUUGGAAACAAAAAGCCAUCUGUGGCUGACCAACCCUGACAUGUUGAAAUACCAGGGACUUCUUACUCAUAACCCUAUGAUUAAUAUUGUCCAAUCCACCUCCUUGAACCCUGCUACACUAUUACCUGAACCCAACACUGGACUAACUCAUGACUGUAUCCAUACUAUUGAGGAAACCUAUGCCAGCCAUCCUGACAUGAGUGAUAUACCUCUCCCUGCUCCAGAUUACACCCUAUUCACUGAUGGCACUAGUUACUUACAGGAGGGAAUGCGAAAGGCGGGAUAUGCUGUGGUUACCCUGGAUGAUGUAUGGGAGGCAGCCCCUCCCCCCGGGACAAGUGCCCAGCUGGCAGAACUACAUGCCCUGACUAGAGCUUUAGAGCUGGCCCAAGGGUUGGCGGUUAACAUUUAUACAGAUUCAAAGUAUGCCUUCCUCACGGUUCAAGUCCAUGGGGCACUAUAUAAGGAAAGAGGGCUCAUCACUGCGGGAGGCAGGGAUAUCAAGUAUGGUCCCCAAAUAUUACGUCUCUUAGAGAGUGUAUGGGCCCCUAACAAGGUCGCAGUUAUGCAUUGCCAAGGACAUCAGAAGGCCAUUACUGAUGUACAAAAGGGAAAUGAGAAGGCAGAUAAACUUGCGCGAGAGGCUGCCCAGAAAGAUUUCACUGACAUGCCCACAGAACGGGACCUUGCAAUAUGGGUGCCCGAUGCUCACCCACGACCCCAUUACUCCAAAGAUGACAUGGCACAAAUUGAGGCUCUUGAGGCACACCUAGAAGGGGAUUGGUGGGUCCUGCCAGAUAAUAGGGUGUACAUACCCACACAUCUGGCAUGGGAUAUUGUGCGCCAGGUACACCAACAGCUGCACCUGGGGAAAACAGCCCUGACAAAGGCACUGAAGCAGGAACUGUAUAUAAAUAAAAUUAGUAGCAUUGCAGCCAAUGUCUGUGCUCGCUGUGAAGUUUGUGCAGCUAACAAACCUAGGCAGGGCCCGCAACCCCCCCCCCCCCCGAGGCCACCAACCUAG